Myotis davidii is the source of this 555-nucleotide messenger RNA. Its product is annotated as keratin-associated protein 9-3-like. Lineage: Eukaryota; Metazoa; Chordata; Mammalia; Chiroptera; Vespertilionidae. Gene Ontology annotation, cellular component: keratin filament. The transcript is spliced from 2 exons. The record is from RefSeq and is a predicted model, not a curated record. The coding region runs from base 10 to 555 and encodes 181 amino acids.
CCUGACACCAUGGCCUGCUGUCAAACUAGCUUCUGUGGAUUUCCCAGCUGCUCCUGUGGGACCUGUGGCCCCAGCUGCUGCCAGCCGACCUGCUGCCAGACCAGCUGCUGCCAGCCAACCUGCUGCCAGACCAGCUGCUGCACCAUGGCCUGCUGUCAAACUAGCUUCUGUGGAUUUCCCAGCUGCUCCUGUGGGACCUGUGGCCCCAGCUGCUGCCAGCCAACCUGCUGCCAGACCAGCUGUUGCCAGCCGACCUGCUGCCAGACCAGUUGUUGUCAACCAACCUGCUGCCAGACCAGCUGCUGUGGGACUGGCUGUGGCACUGGCUGUGGCCAGGACUGUGGCUGUGGAGGUGUGAGCUGCCGCACCAGGUGGUGCCGCCCUGACUGCCGCGUGGAGGACACCUGCCUGCCCCCCUGCUGCGUGGUGAGCUGCACACCCCCAACCUGCUGCCAGCUGCACCAUGCCCAGGCCGCCUGCUGCCGCCCAUCCUACUGUGGACAGUCCUGCUGCCGCCCAGCCUGCUGCUGCUACUGCUGCGAGCCCACCUGCUAA